AUGGAUAUUUUUCUUAUAGGGGACAACCAGACCAAUGCAUUAUCGUGUGUGCUGCUAGAUGAGUUGUUGGAGAAGAAUGUGAGAAAGCUCGAUUUAAGUCCGGAUGGGAUUUACAGUAUUGUUCGGAUAAAUGAUCUUAAAAACUCACGUGGGCUCAUCUUGUUUAAGGAGCUUCGCCAGGGUACCAGGCUCUUUAAUUUGUUGGCAAAUAGGUAUUAUGAGCAUGAAGUAUUAGUAUACUUUUGCCUCGAAGAAGGAUAUCUCAUCAAUGGUUUUGUGAAGGUGUUUAUCAAUGUUCCCAGCUGGUUUCUAGCUUACAAUAAAGAACCAAGAGCAAGUUUGUGUUUGUUGGUUCGACAAGGGCUAUCGAGACUUCUGGAUUGUGGUGUAUUUGUUGUUGCCUUUGCCGAGUACUUCGUUUCUGAGGAGAUCAUCAACGUUGAGACGUUUGACGUACAUAUCGAGAGACUUAGGUUCUGUUACUACCUUUUUUCGUGGAAGGAUGAAGUAGGAAAACAAUUCUGA
Messenger RNA from Striga asiatica, 525 nucleotides. Lineage: Eukaryota; Viridiplantae; Streptophyta; Magnoliopsida; Lamiales; Orobanchaceae. The record is from the annotation of a GenBank genome assembly.